Molecule: messenger RNA, 638 nt
Organism: Polychytrium aggregatum
Lineage: Eukaryota; Fungi; Chytridiomycota; Chytridiomycetes; Polychytriales
Exons: 1
Coding region: 133-585 (150 amino acids)
Source: RefSeq, a predicted model, not a curated record
GUGAUAUGUCCCCUUGGCCGUUGAAAGCAGCACGGGUCUCUUCGUGGGAACUAUUCGGCCCGCCGAGCAUUCUUUGGCCGCUCGCCCCUCCCGUCCUCUUGGCCUCGUCGCUCGAGGCUGGCGAUCCCCUUGAUGCAGCGGAUAUGCUUGCCCUGUGAUUUGUCUGCAGUCCCGCUGUGCUCUGCGCUUCGUCCUGGUCGGGUGCAGCUUCGUCCGGGGAUGAGUUCCUCGAGUCUGUGCCCGGAAUGUUGGAUGAGAGCCGGCUUCUGGUCUUGGACAACAAAUUCAAACGAUGCUCACAGGCGGGCCCACCCCGUUGAUCCGCACCACACAUCAGAGCCAACUUCCACAAUCAUACAGCCGAAUCAGGCUGUGUGGCCACAGCCUCCUCCUCUCCCUCACACUCUCACUUCCUCUGGUCUGCCAGUGCCUGAGCCGCAAUCAGCCGGGCUUCUUUCCUUCGCCAACAGACUGCCUCCGAAUCAGAGCAGCCUCGGUCGAACUGGACGGUGCAGGGCGUCCGACCCAGUUUUCCAAGAGCCCUGCUUCCACCCACCGCCGCAAUCGAUGCCGGACAAUCGGUGAAAUACGGCUCAUCUGCGCGAUGUCGUGCGAUCCAAUACACUUUCAAAGGCAGU